GUAUGGUUGGUAUGUGUUCGUCGUAGCCGAGCAGAUGUUCCUGGUCUGCUGGUGCGGUGAUGAGGUCCUGGCAGAGAGCGAGCGCCUGCAGGUGUCUGUGUACAGCUGCGACUGGACUGGGGGAUCUCCUCGUUUCCUCAGGGAGCUUCGGAUCGUCCUGAGCCGCACGGGGCGCCCUCUGAUGCUCACUGCCAGCAAGUUCUACACCAUCACCAGGGAGACAUUCCUACUGCUAAUAAAUGCAUCAUAUUCAUAUUUUGCAUUACUGAAUCAACUGAAUUCAGAUUGAUCAACAUACAGGAACAGCCACU
Messenger RNA from Schistocerca nitens (vagrant locust), 311 nucleotides. Its product is annotated as odorant receptor 46a-like. The coding region runs from base 35 to 289 and encodes 84 amino acids. Gene Ontology annotation, biological process: sensory perception of smell; detection of chemical stimulus involved in sensory perception of smell. Lineage: Eukaryota; Metazoa; Arthropoda; Insecta; Orthoptera; Acrididae. The record is from RefSeq and is a predicted model, not a curated record. Gene Ontology annotation, cellular component: plasma membrane. Gene Ontology annotation, molecular function: olfactory receptor activity; odorant binding. The transcript has 3 exons.